ACCAAAGUUGUAAACUAUUCCAAACCUUUUGUAGUUCUUAGUGUCAAAUAUCCAAUUAUAAAUUCAUUACAUUUUAACAUUGAACGUGAAGCCGCUGUUUAUCUGUAAAGAAGUUUCUGAUUUAAAGGUCAAAGGCGACCAUAUUUGGAAUACGAAUAGUAAAAGGAUCAAAGGGGAAUGCAUCUGAGUAAACAUCAAGAAAAGAAAAUUUGACAUUUAAUUAUGGGUUUCUUUUUUAACUAAUGCGUAUCGGUGUUUAUUUUUCAGCUUGAUAAAAACGUAAAGGUGGAUGCGUGAAGUUGUAUUUGAAAGAAAUGAACUUUUGAAAAAGAGAGAAAAUGAACUUAACAAAAUUAAAGACUUUUAAAUUUAUAUAAUUUAUUUAAAAAAAUCUGGAUUAUAUAUAUGGUUUUAUAUCGUGCGCAGAAAAUGGAGUUACAUGGUAGAAGUGUGUUGGUAACUGGCGGGGCCUCAGGUUUGGGAUUUGGAUUUGCUAAGGCCCUUCUGGCAGAGGGAGCAAAGGUGAGUAUCGUGGACUUCAACGAGGAGGCUGGACGCGCUACUGAGAAAGACCUUGCGGAAAAGUACGGCAGCAGUAACGUCAUAUUCUGUCCGUGCAAUGUUACCUCACAGGAACAGUUUGCAGACGCUUUCCGACGUACGCGGGAGGUGCUUGGUGGCCCGGAUAUUGUGGUAAACAAUGCGGGUGUAGGCGGGGAAACGGACGAUAAAUGGGAAUCUGUCAUCGACAUCAACCUGAAGGGAACAUUACGUGGUACUCGGCUGGCACUGAAAUAUAUGAGUAAGGCGGGAGGCGGCAGCGGCGGAGUCAUCGUCAACAUGGCCAGUAUGGCGGGAGUCAACCCAAAUCCCUUUGCACCUGUUUACGGGGCAUCAAAAGCCGGUAUUAUCCAUGCUACAAGAUCUCUAGCAAUAUCACCUGAUGUUCAAAAGUCCGGUAUCCGUCUUAACGUCAUGUGCCCCGCGUUCGUGGACACGCCGAUGUUCAGGAACAUGGCUUCCGGUGACGCCUCGCAGACUUCCAGUUCAGACCAGAUGGCGGUGAAGGCGUUUGUAGAUCAUAUCGGUGUUAUGAGCGUGGAUGAGGUUGCAGCGGCUUUUCUGGAUCUAGUCAAAGACGAAACAAGAAGCGGAAUCAUUUUGCGGUGUGCUAAGAAAACCGGAAUUCAAUACAGCACUCUAGCUGUACAGGAUGUAUAACCGAUAACGACGCAAUGAUUCGUGCUCAAUCAAAAAGAAAAUUUAAAAACUGUUGAUUAUUUUCCAACCAUGUAUCAAUCUCAAGUCAACGGUUGCUUCCCUUUGAUGUAAUCAUCUCUUCACGCCAAAGGAGAUUACUGCAUUGAAGAUUGAGAGUCAGUUGUGACUUCUGAAAAUCAAGGGAGUUCAUUCUGGAUACUACAACGAGUAAAAUACUCUUGCUUACAGACCUUUCGAAAUGACCCAAUUAAGAUUGACAUUUGGGACGGGACUUACUGUACGCUCAAAAUGGUUGUGUUGUCCUCAUGGGUCUGUAUCUAACCACAAUGGCCCACUUGAUACCAAAUAUGCUUUCAAUAGCCUUUUCAUUGUUCAGGCGUGUCUCAAUCAGGGGCGUAGCCAGCUUGUGUGUGUAACAUCAAUUUGAAAAAGGAAAAAAUAAAUAUGGCCAAUAAUGGCAUCAAAAACGAGGGCUUAGCUAUAAAAUGAUAUCAGAAUAAAAGGAAAAUCAGCUAAAGUAAGCAUUGUUUCUCUAUGCUAGAUAGCUUACUGAGCCUAAAUCAAUCAGUCGAUUACUACAAAGUCGGCGGCCUCGAAUCUAUAAAUCACUUCAAAUACACCUCAGAGUUCAACAUGGUAGUUCCAUUUUCCAUUUUUUCCCUCGGGAGGCUCCCCCGAGCCUCCAACCGGCAACAGGGAUAUUCCCCCUCCCACACCCGAACCCUUUCGUGCGUAACAUUCAGUAAAGCCUGGCCACGCCCCUGUCAAUGUAGCGAGGCCAGGGUAAAUUGUAUUUACACACCUCCUUUUGGGACCAAUUUAAAAUAUCUAAUAUCAUAGGAUUUAUAGUUUAUCAAUCAAUACAGCAAUACAGUCGAAACCAGCUGGCUCGAACUCGCUUGGCUCGAAUUCCUCGUUGGCUCGAACUUGAUUUAGAGGACCGAUUUCUUUUUACUGAAGGUUAACAAUCCCGCUUGACUCGAAUUUUCCGACGCUCGAAGUAUUUAAGCCGGUCCCUGGGAGUUCGAGCCAACGGGGUUCGCCUGCCGUAAACAUUUCAUGAUAACAUAACAACAAAAGUAUUGCCACUCAAAGUAAGAGUUAUAACAAGAGACUAUAGUUACAACACAAUAUUAUUACAGCAAACAGAUGAUGUUUAUAUGUAAUAUAAUAUAUAUAUAUAUACAUAUAUACACACAACAAGAGACCAGAAACAAAUGCUUAUCUUAGUAUAAAAAUAUAUUAAAAGGAGGGAAUUAAAAUACUGAAAAAUAACGCGCACUAUCAUGCAAAAUUAAGAAAUGGAAGUAACAUACCUAUUAUCGCGGUCAGACCGUAGAUGAACUAAUGAGCAUAAUUUAUGUUAUGAGUAUUUCACUGUGGAAUGGCAAUUGAGUCAUAAAGCAAUGUAGCAUUUUGAAAACAGGGGCGUAGCUACCUUAAUGCCGUGUAGGCCGCGACCUACAUCUUUUUCCAAAAAGUUGAGAACAAAAACGAUUAUGAAGACUGUCGCAUUUUUAUUUAUACGACAUAUCAAUAUCCAUAGAGGGUAUGUCAUCCGAACGGCGGAACCCCCGAGGACACGGCCUACACAGUGUUUGCAGCCAAGCUACGCCCCUGGAAAUGUUCAUUGAAAUCAUGGUGAUAAAUGUUAUUUGACAGUGUGUUAACUAAAUAAAUAAAGAAC
Molecule: messenger RNA, 2908 nt
Organism: Mya arenaria
Lineage: Eukaryota; Metazoa; Mollusca; Bivalvia; Myida; Myidae
Product: 15-hydroxyprostaglandin dehydrogenase [NAD(+)]-like
Exons: 7
Coding region: 406-1221 (271 amino acids)
Cellular component (GO): cytoplasm
Molecular function (GO): oxidoreductase activity, acting on the CH-OH group of donors, NAD or NADP as acceptor
Source: RefSeq, a predicted model, not a curated record